UUCUAUGUUAAUACACUGGCUGACACAACACCGGGGUGCCUUAAGACAGCGUCUCAGAGCCGCUUCCUCAUAUGUGGCUUUCACUUCUCACACAUCCGUGUCUUAACCUGAAACUCUUCACACAGAGAGUAGGACCAAAACUUCCAUCAUUGCACCUGCUCGACCAAAGUUCUCCAAGAUAUUUUCCCAGAACAAGUAGCAAUCUGAAGCAUUUGUUGCGUAGAUGACGGCGUGUGGAGCUUCGUGAGAAUAGGAAGAACUGUAGUAAGAAGACGGGAUGAGUUGAGUGAUUUGGGCUCGUGUGAACAGAACUGUUGACAUCACCUUGAACUGGUGGCGUCGUGCUGGGUCCGCCGCCAUAGCGAUGAAGCCAACAUGACUUGGUUUUCUCAAGCAACACAGGGUUAUAUAUGGAUUGUGUAUUGUAUUGUAGGCUGAUGUUCUUUGGAUAUUUUUCACCCAGAAAAAAACAAUCCAAGCUGCAGAAAAAGUGUUGUCUAAAUAGGAGGGAUUCCGUGACGAGAGUUUGGGCUGACAAAAUUCAUUUGUUCGGACUUAUGUUUAGUCAAAGUGAAAGCGACGAUGAGAGAGUAUUGGUGUGUAAACAACCGGAAAUGCGGAUAUUUCUCAAACAGUCCGAAAAUACUGGCCAGAGUACUACUGUGUCUAGAUGCUACAAAGCUUUCUAAUUUAGUACUGUUUAGUGUGAUAUGAGGACAGCGACCGAAUCUGAUGUAAGCUAGUGAAUCGGUGUAAGUCACACCUAUGUCCGGAUAAUAAACCCUCGAUUGGUACGAGCCAACUAUUAAGACAUCGUGUAAAACGCAGUCAUACCAUUGUUCGGAUGACAACCGCCCUAUCAGCAUCUCCUCAGGAUUAACACCCUCUCACGCACUGUUCUCCAGUGCCCAUAUGGUGUCGCAAGAAUUUUCAGGACAUUCUGAGGGAAAACACAAGGAACGAGCAAAACAAUUUAUGAUGCCUUCCGCCCAGGUGCUGUGGGCCAGGUGUUCUCGCUACUCAUCCAUCAUGCUGAGAGGGAGCCGGAUAAUCUGGCCUUAAGCACGAUCGUGGCGUGAGUGAUAGUUCCUGUGAUAUCCACACUACCUUAGCCUGUUGAAUGAAGACUAGAUUGAGUUUUGUACUAUUAGGAAUUCCAUGUACGUACAGGACACUAUUGUUUUGAUUGGCUAAGUUAUUAAGUCGCUGUUCGCGCAGACUAAUUGGACACGCGGCGCGUGUUUGGAUUGGUGCUCAGUCAGUGUGCCCGAGGAGAGCUAGGGAAACAUCAGAGAGGGAUAUUCGAUAUCUUCUUGUCGUCACAGACAUCUGAUCUCCGUGUUUAGAUAGUGUCAUGGAAUUCUUCUAAACACCUGGAUCUCUUCGGGGAAUUCUCUCCGCAUUCACCUUAACCUCUGAUCGUCACGUGACCAGAUCCCGAUAAGAUGGACGGAGGCUGUAUUACUUCGACCAAUACGUCCAAUUGCUCAGACGUCUUGCAGGAUUUCCAGGUUGGCAUGUCAUGGGCCUUAUGGACAAAACAAGUGCUCACCCCGAUCAUUGUGGCAGCAGGAAUUGUGGGUAAUAUCCUUAGUUUCAUUGUCAUGAGUUCGCGACCAUUACGUCACAAGUCGUACAGCUUCUAUCUGCGAGCUUUGGCUGUGUUUGACAGUUUAACAUUGAUCAGCAGGGAGGUUUUGGCAGUAGAGGAGAUUCAUAUUUCCUAUGGCAAGCCGAGCAUUUACAGUAAUUUUGGAGAUAUAUCUUGUAAAACCAUGCGAUUUGCAGAAAGUGUAAGCUGUUUAAUGUCUUCUUGGCUGGUGGCGUUUAUGGCCGUGGAGCGUUUUGUAGCCAUCUACUUUCCAUUGCGGAAGACUUUCUACUGCACGCGAAAGAGAGCUCUCGUCGCCAUUGUGUGCUUGUUUAAUGCACUGUGUUGCUGUCAAUUCUACAAUCUGGUGAUGUUUGAGCACGCGCGAGGCCAUUGUACUGUCAAACGAGAGUACUUCAUGCUGUACCUGAACAUCUACACCUACUUGUACUUAUUGGUGAUGAUUCUCCUUUUGCCGGUCAUGUUGAUAGUGUUCUGCAACGGAAUGGUUGUGUGUAAACUCUUCCGCUACAGACAAAUCCCGUGCAAUCACGCAGACAGCGAGAGCGAGAAGACAGCAUGGGUGACACAACGACGUCACAAGACUACGUAUAUGCUGAUCACGAUUACGUCAGCGUACAUCGUCACCGUUCUGCCAAUCACGCUGUGCUCCGUCAUCAUACAGGUGACGAUAGAGUCAAAGCCUCGUGCAGAAGCGGAGCGCAUAUUUAUGGCGUUUGAACCUUACAAACACCUUCUCGAAAUUUGGUCAGCAUUGAACUACAGCGUCAACUUCUUCAUUUACAUCGUCUCGGGGAAAAUGUUUCGGCGAGAACUCAAACAUGUUCUGACCAGGCGAACGUCUGGUAACGGCAGUGGCGUAAAGACAAGAUCAACGCAUCUAAAGGAAGAAAUUCAGUUGACAUAGUGAAUACUAGAGGAGAUAUUUGUAGUAUUUUGUGGUAAAUUUGUUAUCCAUCAUGACUACCAACACGAGGGGUAAUUUAACGACAUGUUUUCGGUCUACUAUUUGGUCAACAAGGGUGUAAACAGUUUCUGAACUUUGCCGAGAUACAAGUUCAAAACCUACAAGUGAUUCCCAAAAAUUUAAACUAAUCCUGAAAACUUCCAAAAGGUAUCUUGUGGUGGAAUCCAGCAUGGCGUGCUCAGGUAGAUGCGUGCCAAUGGCGUCACGGGCCUAACCUGUGUAUGUCUCAGUGUGUCAUGUGUCCAAUACGACAUAAAGCACAUGUCUGUGGAGAAUCUAGCUUAGUUAUAACGAGCAACCCAUGUGUGAAUAACCCUGUUAAAAUGACCUUGCUGGGUCUCGUUUGGAACAUGAAUAUUUGACAGUAAACAGCGACGCCACUCGGCAUUAAGGUCAUGUCUUACCCUGUCAUCGACUGAAGAGGGUUAAAACAGUAUCAGCGAUAGACUCAGCACGAAUCAGGGGAUAUACAUGGCACUGUUUCUUCAGUAACAGGCCACAAAUUGUUCGAAACCAGAACAGAGGUGUUUGUGCUUAACAAUUACCAGUCCAACAAUAGCUUGUAUUUUAGUGACGUAAACUCGAAUUGAAUUAUUUGCCUCCCUGUUGUAAAAUUUAAACGAUUUGCAGUGGUGAUAAGUGUAUUUGAUAAAUAAACACACCACAUUUAUAGUCUGUCUGAUAUCUGCCGUCAUACUACUUGUAAAUGUAUAAUGAUCAAACAAGGAUGCAUUAGACACUG
Molecule: messenger RNA, 3321 nt
Organism: Liolophura sinensis
Lineage: Eukaryota; Metazoa; Mollusca; Polyplacophora; Chitonida; Chitonidae
Product: FMRFamide peptide receptor frpr-18-like
Exons: 4
Coding region: 1446-2519 (357 amino acids)
Biological process (GO): G protein-coupled receptor signaling pathway
Cellular component (GO): plasma membrane
Molecular function (GO): G protein-coupled receptor activity
Source: RefSeq, a predicted model, not a curated record